AUCUGCUAGGGUUUAACGACAUAGCCAUGUCCUUCGAGCUUCAGGACCCUUGUUCAACGAUUGUUACUCCUGGCGUCAGGCGUCUGCUCAUUUUGCGACAUCGUGAUCAUCUGCCGCAAACGCCCCUUGCAUCAUGCCGAAGUCGAAGAGAAAUAAGCUCGUGACUCUGUCGAAGACGAAGAAGAAGGGCAAGGAGCAGAAGGAGUCGCUCGUGAAGUCUGUUCGCGACUGUCUCGAUGAGUAUGCUUCGCUUUACAUUUUCUCUUUCGUGAACAUGCGGAAUACUAAGUUCAAAGAAUUCAAGGAAAAGCUCAAGGCUAGUUCCAGGUUCUUUUUGGGAGGAAACAAAGUACUUCAGAUAGCUCUAGGGAAAACAGCUGCUGAAGAGCAUAAGGAAGGAUUGCAUCAAGCUAGCGAGCAAAUACAUGGAUUUUGUGGUCUGUUCUUCACCAACCUUCCAAAGUUUGAAGUUCUUAGGGAAUUCCGGGAGUUUGAGGAGUUGGAUUUCGCACGGACUGGCAGCAUUGCUACUGAGACGGUGGACCUUAAAGAAGGACCAUUAGAUCAAUUCACUCAUGACAUGGAACCUUUUCUUCGCAAGCAAGGCAUGCCUGUUCGGCUAAAUAGAGGUGUUAUAGAGCUUGUUGCAGACUACAAUGUCUGUACAGAGGGUCAGAACAUUUCACCUGAAGCCUCAAGAAUACUGAGACUGCUGGGUGUUCAAAUGGCCGCUUUUAAGAUGCACCUGCGAUGUCGCUGGACACCUGAUGAAUUCGAGGUUUUCGAAACAGAGGAAAACCCUCAGUCAGGCAAUUCCUCUGAUAGCUCUUAGGCUUGCAUCAUUACAUUAUUUUCAUUUGCUGUGCACUUCUUGUCAACUUUGUAAGAUGAGGUUGAGAAUUUGUGAACAGUUGGUCUGUUCAUUAUCCUCUAGACAACCGCCUUACAAUGCAGACUAUACUUUAGACUCGCCUCCACUGUAUUAUGAGAUCUUAAACACUGUACGCGUCGAUGCUACGAAGGAAUUUCGGCAUGAAGGAAAAGUACAGGCUGAGUCAGGGAUUUUUUUCAAACUGAUUUUUAGCUCUUCUUAGAUUCUGAUUAGUUUGGGCUCCCAAUUCUCCAUCUGAAUGAACGGGGAGGUGCUCUGAAGCAGAUUUAGUGUGUGCUGCCACAUAUGCGACGUCACUAAAUUAGCGAAAUGUAACUGAAACCUAUUUGAUGGAUCCACCUUCAUCUGAUUGAUAUCUGUCCCAACUUCAGUAAACUCGUACAGAAGAGUUGUCCACA
This is a messenger RNA of Physcomitrium patens, 1290 nucleotides long. RefSeq lists its product as uncharacterized. Gene Ontology annotation, biological process: rRNA processing; nuclear-transcribed mRNA catabolic process; ribosomal large subunit biogenesis. Gene Ontology annotation, molecular function: RNA binding. Gene Ontology annotation, cellular component: preribosome, large subunit precursor; nucleolus. The record is from RefSeq and is a predicted model, not a curated record. NCBI's taxonomy places the organism in Eukaryota, Viridiplantae, Streptophyta, Bryopsida, Funariales, Funariaceae.